Messenger RNA from Corvus hawaiiensis (hawaiian crow), 2419 nucleotides. Its product is annotated as IgGFc-binding protein-like. The record is from RefSeq and is a predicted model, not a curated record. Bases 435 to 2276 code for a protein of 613 amino acids. The transcript is spliced from 6 exons. NCBI's taxonomy places the organism in Eukaryota, Metazoa, Chordata, Aves, Passeriformes, Corvidae.
AGGUCUGAGGUGUUCCCAGGGGUUUUUGGGUCUCCAUGGGGAGCUUUAGGGUUUCAGUGGGGGUUUUGGGAUCUACACAGGGAGUUUUGGGGUGUCCAUAGGGGGUUUGGGGUCUGCACGAGGAGGUUUGAAGCUUGGAUGGCGGGUCUUGGGGUUCAGACAAGGGAGUUUUAGGGUGUCCAUGGGGAGUUUGGGAAUUUGGGGUCUGCAUGGGGAGUUUUGGGGCAUCCAUGGGAAUUUGGGGUGUCCAUGAGGGUUUUGAGGGUUUGCAGGGAGUUUUCUUGUGUCCGUGGGGGUUUUGGUGUUUCCAACUCCUCUCCCUUCCUGACAGGCCCUGUGUGCCCCCCAAACCAGCACUAUGAGCUCUGUGGCUCCCCCUGCCCCCCCACCUGCCAAGGUGAAGCUGGACCCCAGGACUGCUCUGAUGCCUCCACAUGCUCCGAAGGUUGUUUCUGCGAUCCCGGAUUUUUCCGGAGUGGGGAUCACUGCGUGCCCCUCCCCAAUGUGGCUGUGUUUUGGAGGGCCGCUACUACCCUCAGGGGGUGCAGUUUUACCCCAAGCCCCCCUGCACCCAGCGCUGCGUCUGCUCUGAAAAUGGGGGGCUGGAGUGUCACCCCGCUCCAGGCUGCUCCAGGGACGAGGAAUGCACAGUGCGGGAUGGGGUGCUGGGGUGCCACCCCCACACCUGCAGACAGUGCCAGGUUUUGGGGGCAGGGGCUUACAGCACCUUCGAUGGGCACCUGGGGAGUUUUGGGGGAUCCUGCACCCUCCCGCUGCUGGAGUUGGAGAGGGGUGAGCCUGAGGAGGAGCUGGAGCCCAUCACGGUGGCCUUGGAGCAGGAGGAUGUGGAGGUGCAGCGGGUGACGGUGAUGGCGCACGGGGUGACUGUGGUGAUGCACAGGGGACAGCAGUGGGAGGUGAUGGUGGAUGGCGAGCGCCACUUGCUGCCGCUGUGGCUGCGGGGGGGCGCGGUGGGGGUGGCGCAGGUGGGGUCCCACCGGCUGCUCCAGGUCCAGGGGGGCCCCAAAAUCCUCUACGACGGCAAGGCGUAUGUGGUGCUGACGCUGCCCCCCCCGUCCCGCCGCCCCCGGGGCCUCUGCGGCAACUUCAACGGGGACCCCAACGACGACGGCCCCGAUGGGGGGGCUCUGGGCAGGCCCCCCCCGAACUGCACCCACCUGGUGCCCGCCCCCAGCUGCUCCCCGGCCCAGGCGCGGCGCUGCGCGGUGCUGGCGGACCCCGAAGGACCCUUUGCGGGGUGUCACGGGGUGGUUCCGCCCCGCACGUACCUGGUGACCUGCGAGCACCAGGUGUGCAGGGUGGGGGGCGACCCCUGCCCCGGCUUUCAGGGCUAUGCAGCCGCGUGCCAGGCAGCCGGAGGUGCGCUCCGGGAGUGGCGGGAGGCCACGGGUUGCCCCCUCACCUGUCCCCCCAAGAGCCGCUACCAGCUGUGUGCCCGCACCUGUGAGCACACCUGCGCAGGUGUGUCGGCCCCGCCCCCCUGCAGCGAGCGCUGCUUUGAGGGGUGUCAGUGCGCCGAGGGGCUGCUGUUCGACGGGGCCCGCUGCGUCCUCCCGGGGACCUGCGGCUGCCUCCACCAGGGGCGCUACUUCCAGAUUGCCGAGACCGUCCUGACCCCCGACUGCUCCCAGUCCUGCACCUGCCGGGGGCCCGGGGGCCUCCAGUGCCGCCCCUUCACUUGUCCCUUUGGCCACACCUGCGGCCUCCGUGACGGCACCCGCGCCUGCAUCGCACGCCCGGGGCGCUGCGCCCUGUCCCCUGCCACCCGCUUCGUCACCUUUGACGGCGUCACCGGGGCCACCCUGGCCACCGGCAUCUACGUUGUGGCCAGCGUGUGCGACCCCCAGGACCCUGCAUGGUUCCGGCUGCUGGGCGACGUCAGGGACAUUGGGGACCAGCCAGCAGUGGUGGCACUUCACCUCUUCACCCCCCACAGCUUCAUCACUGUGCGGAGGGACAGGAAGGUCUGGCUCAACGGGGUCCGCACCCCCCUCCCCGCGGAGCUCCCGGGACCACUGACCAUCACAGAGACACGCACGACCCUCCGGAUCAGCCGAAUCCCGGGAUUUCUGGUGGAACUGGGCGCCGCGGGGGUGACGGUGGAGGUGCCCAGGGAAGCGCGGGCGACGCUCUGUGGCCUCUGCGGCGACUACGACGGUGCCACCAGCAACGACCUGCGAGGGCCCGACGGGACGGUGACGAGCGACGCGCAGGCACUGGCCAAGGCCUGGCGGGCGCCCGACUUCACCCAGUGAUGUGGAAAAUUGACAUUUCACCUGAGUGGCCGCACCCCAUCGCUGACGUCAUCCUCAAACCGCCUCAGAUCCGGAAAACCCGGAUUUUUAUAACCCCCAAAACUGUGCUUUCCCCCCCAAAAUAAAACCUGUGCGAAAACGCC